Lactuca saligna is the source of this 853-nucleotide messenger RNA. The record is from the annotation of a GenBank genome assembly. Lineage: Eukaryota; Viridiplantae; Streptophyta; Magnoliopsida; Asterales; Asteraceae.
UGAUGUUUAAAAUAUAUUUUGAGUUUUGUCUUAAACAGAUUGGUUCAAGAUGUUGGGAUGAGUGAUGCAACUCAGUUGACUUGGGGACUUGUGAAUGACAUGUAUAAGAUGGAUCUAAUUCUGGUGCAUUCACCAAAUCUGAUUGGAUUAGCCUGUAUUUAUGUAGCCAGUAUGCUCAAGGAGAUAGAGAAGCGAUGCUUGGAGGGAGCUAUUGUUGCUGAUAUAAAAUCUGUUGCAAAAAUAUCUCCUCGGAAUUUGGUUCUCUACUCCUGCGCCUCAUGCGGUCUUGCCCCUCUCCGAUACUGCUUAGGCCUAGAGAUUGCUUGUUGGAUUGCUCUUUUCAAGGGUUCAAGGUGCUUACUUUUAGGGGCUCAUUUACAACUUCCUCUAACAAUUCGAAGUGUUGAAGCUGAAAAAAAAGGAUUAGGAAACACUCUUUUUAAACGUCUUGCAGAUUUAUAUGGAGAUGAUGUCAUGUCUAUGCUGACUGUGCAAUAUAGCAUGCAUGAACUUAUAAUGACUUGGUCUUCUAAAGAGCUUUACAACAAUAAGACUAAAGCUCAUGCAAGUGCUGUUGGACAUACCCUAUAUGAGCUUGUAGGUGUUGAGAAGUCUUCUUCUUCCACUGAACCUACUCUUCUUCUCAUAGACAUUGCAGAGUGAGAUAUGGAAGAAAAGAAGGAUGAAGAAGAAAUCAUAUUGAAUGAAGGUGAAGCUGAGAUUGAUAUAGCACAUGCAAGAAGGUUGAUUCAAAGUGGUGUACAUGCUUCUGAUAUUGGAGUCAUUACCCCUUACUCAGCACAAAUUGUGUUGCUAAGAGUGUUGAGAACAAAGGAUGACAAGUUAAAGAAGU